Molecule: messenger RNA, 1082 nt
Organism: Cokeromyces recurvatus
Lineage: Eukaryota; Fungi; Mucoromycota; Mucoromycetes; Mucorales; Mucoraceae
Exons: 2
Coding region: 44-877 (277 amino acids)
Source: RefSeq, a predicted model, not a curated record
AGCAACAGCAACAGCAACAGCAACAGCAACAACAACAGCAACAAUGACAACAACAACAACAGCAGCAGCGGCAGCAGUAAUACCACAACAAGCUUCUUUACAAACAGAAUCCUUACCUCCUACUUUGCCACAGAUGACAAGUGCGCCUAUCACUUCUUCUUCCAACAUAACUACUUCAUCACCUACAAUAAUUCACACACAUACAAUGCCUAUUACGUCUACUACUACAACUGCUACAACGUCAACUAUAGCAGCAGCAACAGCAACAACAACGAGUCAUAGUGGAACAAUUCAAGUUAGUGCUCAAACUCCUACUUCUACACCUAUUUCAACAAAUAAUAAUAAUAAUAAUAAUAAUAAUACUUAUCCACAAGCAAGCUCAUCUUCCUAUUCAUAUACUUCACAUGCUGCUACUUCUUCUUCUUCUUCUUAUACAAGUGCUGGACCAGGCAAUACUGCUCCCUUAAGAGGUCCUCCACUUUAUCAUCAUCAUAGCAGCAGUAGUUAUCAUCACAACCCUUAUUAUAGCAAUUAUCAUCCCUCACCUUCAAUAACAAUGCCUCCUAUUCGACAAAGAAUCUCUUGGGCCCCUGAUCAAGAAAAAGAGUUGGAAAGAUAUCAUACAGAGCAACGAAAAUUAUGUGAUGAAGAGAGUAAGAUUUUAACAAGUUCACGUAAGAGUCGAUUUGAAUUAGAACUCGCCAAUUGGGAAACAAAGAAAUUAGAUCAUCAGUUAGAGCUUGUUCAAAGGCAAUGGGAAGAAAAUAAUAUGGAAGAAUUAGUACGAGAUGAAUUAGCCUCUUCCAAGUUUUCAACAUCACGGUCUAAUUCAUUUGGUUUAACUGCUAACGCAACAACAAAGUUACCCAUUUUAUAAAAAAAAAAAAAAUUGUAUAUAGAUUAUAUAAUAGAAUUACAUCACUUCUAUUAUCGAUCCAUUUGUUUGAUUAGUUAUUGGAUUUCUCCUAAUAACUAUAUUUUAUACUCUAUUUACUAUAUAAAAAGCAAAUUGGACUCGUUAUGUAAAUAAUAUAAAGGGUCGUCAUAAAAAUUUGACGUGAUAAAUUAAAUGAGAAAUAAAC